Molecule: messenger RNA, 1029 nt
Organism: Nicotiana attenuata
Lineage: Eukaryota; Viridiplantae; Streptophyta; Magnoliopsida; Solanales; Solanaceae
Product: MICOS complex subunit mic60-like
Exons: 5
Coding region: 1-1029 (342 amino acids)
Source: RefSeq, a predicted model, not a curated record
AUGUCUAACCCUCAAGAUAACCCAGGCACUCCUCCACAACCUACCGCCUCUGAUUCAUCCAUACCACCUCCACCCAGCACAACCCCUCAACCUAGGAGAAGGCGAGUAAAAAUGCUUGCUCGUAAAACGGUGGCAACUGGUGCUCUUUUAAAGAAGUUGAACGAGAAAUUAAAGCCAAGCCAAGCCCAAGAUUCUGAGAACUCAAACGAUUCAUUCAAAUUUUCAAACAAUAGGUUUGUUCUUGUUGGGUCUGUUAGGAAUGUAGAAUUGCCUGAGUCAAGAAGGAGAGGUGUACCAGCUAUCUGUGGGGUUGAACAUGCAACUGUGGAAGAAAGUAGAAAGAAGACAGGGGGAAGUGGCUCAGGGGAGGCUGCUGAAGGGUUGGUUAAUCUUAGUUCACAGGUAGAUGAACCUGGUUCAUCUGUUGAGGAGACCCUAACAGACCUUUUGAAGAAAGUGGGUGCUAGCUAUGAUCCAAAGAAAAGGAGAACCCCAACACCAAAAGCCCCCAACACUGCAAAACCUUCCAAGAAAAGAAAGGCUCCUUCCCCAACAACUGCUGAAAUUCCCUUGCCAAAGGGGAGAGCCACAAGAAGUAUGAAGAAGAGGAUGGAUAAAGGAAAAACUAAGGUUGCAGAGCCUUCUGAGGCUGUUGAUGUUGAGGAGAUAGAACAGGUACAUGAGGAGGAACAUACAACUGUGGAGGUUCAGACCUCCAAGCCUAAAAAGACUAGGACUUCUUCCAAGAAGUUUUCAUCAGGGUCUAAGGUUGCUGAACCUUCAUUGGCCAAGAGGACAAGGUCUGCAGUGAAAAACAAACCAGUUAAAAUUGCUGAGGAUGAAGAAUGGAGUGGUGAAGAAGAGAGUGAGUCUGAUAGUGAACAGGACAAGCUUGCCAAGUUUGAGGUCAAGGAUGGCAGAGUUACCAGCCAAGUGAAAGGAGUUCCAGUGACCUUCGAUGCAGAGAAGCUGGGUGAGAUUCUUGACAUCCCUGUUGAGGGAUAUGAUGACUACACUAGGCAAAGAUAG